Molecule: messenger RNA, 1036 nt
Organism: Scophthalmus maximus (turbot)
Lineage: Eukaryota; Metazoa; Chordata; Actinopteri; Pleuronectiformes; Scophthalmidae
Gene: sdhaf4
Product: succinate dehydrogenase complex assembly factor 4
Exons: 3
Coding region: 74-382 (102 amino acids)
Biological process (GO): mitochondrial respiratory chain complex II assembly
Cellular component (GO): mitochondrion
Source: RefSeq, a predicted model, not a curated record
GUCAUUAAAGCGCGACAAACACCGGAACCGGAGCAGGAGUGUUAUGUAGUGUUGUUGUGUGACCGCAGCAGACAUGUCGGUGCUCAGGUCUCUUCUCUGCGCUUCAUCCAGAGGACGCGUCGUGUCCGGGGGCCUGACGGUGGACCGCGUCUUCACAGGUUGUUGUCGAGCAGCCAGCGGGGCGGCGGCGGGCAAAGAGCCGCUGAAGAAAGCCAAAACGCCGCAGGGUCGCUUCGACGGCCCCGAGGAGAAGAGCAGGGAUGUUCUGGAGAAGUACCCCGACGACGUGAACCCCGCCACCAAGGAGAAGGGCGGCCCCCGUGGUCCGGAGCCCACCCGCUACGGCGACUGGGAGAGAAAGGGUCGCUGUGUGGACUUCUAGUUGUUCAUCAUCACCCAUAAUCCUGACACGUGUCACAUCUGCACGACAACGACGAUGUGGAGUCCGUGUCACAUUUUCAUCAGAUUGCUUUUUGCUGUAAAAGUCAAAGCGAAGAGACGACACACAGUUUCUGACUGUCACUGCAUUCAUACUUAUAAACACAUCUUGGAGAAGGGAAAAAAGUUGUCAUUGUCAUCCUGAACAACUACAUCUAGCAGAACAUUUUUUGUGUGGCUCAAAUAUUAUAGUAUUGCAACGUACAAACAGUGGACUUUACUUUGGAAUAUGUCUGCAUUGAAUCAGCUAAAAAAAUAGAUAUAUUUACUAUGUAUAGUGUCAUGGUCUGAUCUGACCUUGCAUCAGUCAUUGCCAGAAACAAUGGAGGAAUGUGUUUGUAGAGUUCCCUUGAGUCGAGUCACACUUUGAUACUGUAACUGUCAUAUCAGUGGAUUUACUGUAAAGGCCAGAGGACGGGUGCUCUCCAAAUUGUGUUAUACGGACGACGACUUGGCUCGAUCCCUGUUUCCAGAGAAAACAUUUCUCCACCUUCUUCUUUACUUGGCCGCAAUUGUUGAGAAAUAUUACAAGCAUCCGCUUACAUGACCUUGAGCUAUAAAUAACUCAUUAAAUGUCUUUAUUGCCUCUGAGAAAGUG